UUAUAAUUGUAACGUGACAAACAUACAGAUAAGCUUAAUUAACUGAGAGUUAUCUCAUUAAACUGUAUAUUUAACUAUGGAUGCAAACUCGCGAGUUAGUUUGUAGUUAUCUUGCGAACCGGGAGCACGUUUUUAGGUCCCAACAUGAAGCUGCUUCUAUUCUUCACGGCAUCUCUCCUAGCGGGAUUAGCAUACUCCGCUCCAACCUCUAACGAUGAUGACGAAACUCUGGUAGUGACUGCUGACUUCUUCCCAGAGUCUCUCGCAGUCUACACCGCCGAACACGACAUUGUCAAACUCCUCGUCCCAUUAAACGCCUUAAACUUCGAAGAUGACGCUGAUGAGGAAGAGGAAUCAAGCUCUGACUCUGACGCCCUCGUUUUCUUCGUCCAAGCUGAUAAGAAUGAGAACGGAGGACUAGUAGACCAAGGUCUUUUCGUCCUGAAGAAUGGACAGGCCACUAAACUGCUGGAUCACGGUAGGGAUGCCGCUGCAGCCAACGAUGAUACUAAAACCGCGUACUUUGCUGCCAACGAUGGUAUCUAUGCUUACAACGCCAAGGAUAACAAAGCUGAGAAAUACGGCACAGUGAGCGAUGAUCUGAUCAGCAUUGCCAAAGUUAACGGCAGCGAUGUCUUAUACGUCUUGACCGCUGACCAAGUUGUAUACAAAGUCACAGAGGAAGGUACAAAGAAGGAGAAGUUGAACCAAAUUGUCAACGCCAAGGAACUGAUCUUGGAUUACCAGAACAAUUUGUACUACUACACAAAUGACAACAAAGUCUACGUUUUGGUUGGUGAUGAAGUUAAACAGAUCUCUGGUCUCCCUGAAAAUGCGUCUAGCGUGAACAUUAUCAACCCACCUUUCGUUAUUGAGAAUGGUGUGCCAGUCAUCGUUGACAACAAGGCCUACGUUGCUUAUGAAAAUGGUACCAGUGAGUUGGCCGGUUUUGACUUCCAGAUUAAGCCUACCGCUUACGCUAUGGAGGCUACCCUCAUCCAGUUCUACGCUUAUGAGAAGAAGGUUUACGAGUACAACAUUCUGACCAUCCUGUUCAGCGAACUUUUGUCUGAGCUGAAGAGCUACUUGGAAGACAAGACUGAUGACAUCCAAGCUAUUGCUACUAGGUCCAGGAGUGACUUGCGCGCUUAAAUCCUAACUUAAGAACAUGUAAAUAAUAGAAAAUUGCGAGGGAACAUGAAUUAAAGUCAAAGCAGUAUAUUUUGAAGUGCCAAAA
Messenger RNA from Helicoverpa armigera (cotton bollworm), 1237 nucleotides. RefSeq lists its product as uncharacterized. The record is from RefSeq and is a predicted model, not a curated record. Lineage: Eukaryota; Metazoa; Arthropoda; Insecta; Lepidoptera; Noctuidae. The coding region runs from base 145 to 1152 and encodes 335 amino acids. The transcript is spliced from 2 exons.